AUGGUUAAUAACAUUAGUGAAAAUGUUGAUCAAAGGCAUAAUACACUGAAGAAGAGGGGCUGUGGAUGCAGCAAAGAUGAUUUUUUGCCAGAGGAAUCGUUCACGAGCUGGGGAAGUUAUGCACAAGCAUUACGUGAAACAAAAACACGGCUUAAAGACCGCAUAUUGUCUCGAUCUUCGGACCAAUUAGAGCUCCAUGAAGUGCGUGAUCGUAGCCAGCAUCAGAUGAAGAAAUUGUUGAAUUGGUUUGAUUUGAUUUGGUUUGGUAUUGGUGCAGUAAUGGGUGCUGGAGUUUUUGUACUUACUGGUGAAGCUACUAAAAACAUUGCUGGCCCUGCUGUUUUACUGUCCUAUGUUAUAUCAGGCAUCUCUGCUCUGCUUUCUGUGUUGUGCUAUACUGAAUUCUCAGUUGAACUCCCUGUUGCUGGUGGUUCAUUUGCAUAUCUGAGAGUGGAACUUGGCGAUUUCAUCGCUUUCAUUGCUGCAGGGAACAUUCUGUUUGAGUACAUUGUGAGUGGUGCUAGUGUUGCGCGAUCUUGGACUUCCUAUUUUGCGACUUUAUGCAAUCACAAGCCUGAUGAUUUCCGUAUCAAUGUCUCGAGUCUUGCUGAGGGUUACAACCACUUAGAUCCUAUAGCAAUUGUUGUCUCAAUGGUCAUUUGUGUAGGUGCAUCCUUGAGCAUGAAAGGGUCCUCGCGUUUUAAUUCAUUUGUGACCAUAGUACAUAUAAUUGUCAUGGUUUUUAUACUUGUUGCUGGCCUAUCUAAGGCGAAUGUGGCUAAUUAUUCAAGCUUUGCACCUUAUGGUGCUCGUGGCGUCCUGAAAGCAGCAGCUAUGCUCUUCUUUGCUUAUGUUGGAUUUGAUGGUGUCGCAACUCUUGGGGAAGAGAUUAAGAAUCCAGGUAGGGAUAUCCCUCUGGGUCUAAUAGGUUCGAUGGUGGUUAUUAUCACAAUAUAUUGCCUCCUAGCCGCGACGUUGUGCCUAAUGCAACCUUUUAAUCAAGUAGAUGUUGAUGCCCCAUUUACCAUUGCCUUCCAAGCAGUAGGGAUGAAUUGGGCAAAGUACAUAGUUGCAUUUGGGGCUUUGAAGGGGAUGACAACAGUUUUGCUGGCCAACAUAAUUAGUCAAGCUAGGUAUUUUACACACAUUGCAAGAACCCAUAUGGCCCCUCCAUUUCUUGCUGCAAUUAGUGAAAAGACCGGGACACCUGUUACUGCUACAGUUAUAAUGACCGCGGCGAAUUGCAUUAUGGCCUUCUUCACAAGUCUUGACAUAUUGGCAAACCUUGUUUCAAUCGCCACAUUGUUUGUGUUCUCACUAGUUCCCCUAGCACUUCUAGUGAGACGUUACUACGUGUCAGGGGAAACAUCAGAUGCUGAUAGGAAAAAACUCAUUCUGUUCUUGGUUGUGAUCACACUGUCCUCAAUUGGAUCAGGUGUUUGUUGGGCAAUCAGCGAAAAUGCUUGGCUCGGGUGCAUAAUUACUGUUGGAGUUUGGUUUUUCGCCACUUUGGGGCUAAAUUUAAUGCUAAAGGCGCGAAAGCCUAAGGUAUGGGGAUUACCAUUGAUGCCAUGGAUUCCAUCUGCUAGUGUAGCUAUUAAUGUGUUCAUCAUGAGCUCCAUUGAUGGUGCAUCAUUUGUGAGAUUUUCAGUUUGGACCGCUAUUUUGCUUGUUUACUACUUGCUUGUAGGAUUGCAUGCUACCUAUGAUGCAGCCAAGGAGAUUGGUAGUAAUGCUUCUCAUAUAACUGAUGUUGAAGCCAAUGCAGCAAGGACCAGUGAAACUGGAGUAGCUAAUAACUAGGCAUUUAAAUGAGAUUCAAUGGUUUAUAUCUAGACAUACACUUUGGAUAUAAUAGUGU
Nicotiana tabacum (common tobacco) is the source of this 1861-nucleotide messenger RNA. RefSeq names its product cationic amino acid transporter 1-like. Gene Ontology annotation, molecular function: L-lysine transmembrane transporter activity; L-glutamate transmembrane transporter activity. Gene Ontology annotation, cellular component: plasma membrane. Lineage: Eukaryota; Viridiplantae; Streptophyta; Magnoliopsida; Solanales; Solanaceae. Gene Ontology annotation, biological process: transmembrane transport; amino acid transport. The record is from RefSeq and is a predicted model, not a curated record.